Molecule: messenger RNA, 2369 nt
Organism: Vitrella brassicaformis
Lineage: Eukaryota; Vitrellaceae
Source: the annotation of a GenBank genome assembly
ACCGCUACAAAUCCACACACACAUGUACACCACAGACGUGAUGUGUGUUACAUAGUUAUGGUGAUUGAUGUAUGUAUGGGUUACAGAUAAACGAUUGGUUGGUGCGAAUGAAUGCGUCAUGCGUAUAUAUGUAUGUAGGUGUGUAUGUAAGCCAUUCAUUAUUGCGAUAUUUGCGAUAUGAUGCGGUCAAUUAGAAAGAAGAAUAGUGAGUGGGUGAGACUGUCAGGGCAGGGUGGGGAUGUGAGCGGGAUACAUGACACGACACGACACGUGGACGGAAGCCAAGGAAGGAUGAGGCCCCGAAAAAGUGGUCAUUCACCCACGUCGAGCACGUACACGUACGCAUCCUUAUGUGCGAUCGUAUACACGUGCUGCCGCCACACGUGCACACACAGCUAGCUCUCUGACACUCUCUCCCCCACCCAUCCCACCCACAACACACCACACCACACACACGCAAUUCCACUCACAUACACGACACGACAGCAACAAAACGCUCAACCCAUCUCGAUCCAUCGACGCAUCGUGCCACGGCACAGGUCAGCCUCUCUGUCCUCCCCGUCCCUCCCACUCCCCAGUGAGCAGCAGACUCUACUUCUCUGCCGCGGAUCCUUACUCCCCUUCUCUCAAGCGCAUCCAUAAACAUCCACGAAUGCGUGUCACUCCCUCUCUCUCUCUCCCUCUCUCUCUCUCUCUCUCUCCCUCCCGGUGCCUCUCUCCUUCCCGUCAGCUAUCUCCUCAGCCCAUCUUCAGAGCCGGCGAGGGGCCCACGUCCUCAGAGCUCUCCACAUACAUGAACGACGGCGACACCACAGGCGUGCUCGAUGGCGACACCGACGACAGGCCGUGGGGCGGCGAGAGGCACCCCACACACGCCUUCAGCGCCGCCAUGUCGGCCGCAGUGGGUGCGGACAUCUCCUCAUGCUCGCUGCUGUCUGUCGUUUGGUCCUCACUGUGCGCCCUCGCCAGCGACAGGUCAGCAGGGGCCGACAGGCGCAGAUGGGGGACAGUCUUGGCGUGACUGCGGGGCAUUGGGGGUGUGUGUCGAGUGGCGGGCGGGGCGUUUGGACACAGCAGGGCCUCCAGAGAUGGUAGCAGGGGUUGUGUGGUGUCUGCGCGAUACAUGAUGGGGAAGACGGGCAGGAUGAAGAGGGGGAACGAGAUGGAAGCGCAGAUCUCCGAUACGGCGCUGGCGAAAUACCAAGUCGUGCACAGGUCGGCGAAGGCGGUAAACUGGAAGCAUAUCGCUGCGGUCCAAAAGCAUCCCUUCCGCAGCCAGAUCGCCCAGUUCAUGUCUCGAAGCAUGACCUCGUCGAACACCAUCACGUUGGCCAACAUAUAGAUGACUGUCGGCUCUGAACGGCAAGGCACAUGAAGGAAGGGGAAAGCAAGUGAUGCCGGCCGGCCACCAGUGUGUCUGUCUCAGGUGUGUGCAGAAAUGUCUCGCCUCACCGAAGAAGAUGAAAGCGAAGAAGUUGUGCCAGAAGAUGCUCACACGCAACGGGACGGCGAGAGUUCCCAUCGCUCCCAUGAAGGUCAGCCAGGACAGGAUGCGCGUCACAUCGACGUAGAUGCCCGAACGCGCGUGUGUGGACGGGAGCGUCUGCUGGAUGAUGUCGGCGUAGAGCUGGACGAACCGCACCCAGCUGGUGGCGGAGAGGGAAAGCAAGAAGACGCCCACAAGCUGCUCCGCUGCACACACACAGAGACAGACCGACCGACAUGCACGCGUGCACUGACAGAUCUUCUCUGGUGUCCUCCCGUGGGUACGUUCGUGAUUGAUGCUGUGCGAGAGGUACAACUUGGGAUACCUCAGCCUCCCUGCACAUACACACACAGACGCAGUCAGAGAGUCGUCCUCCCUGGUGUGUGGACAGGUAUCACACCACUGGCUCACCGUUCCAGAAAGAUGUGAUGUACGUGAGAACGAAUGUGAUGGGGAGAAGCACGGCGACGCCAGAGGAUAUGCAGACCCGCACAGGUAAGCGAGGCCGCCGGGAAGGCGUUCCCGGCCCCUGGUCCCUGUCCAAACGCCCCGCCCGUGGGUGACUGAUGCGCCGUGUGAAAGACGCGUUCCUGUCCCCAUGGAAGCCGCCGUGCGUGGACCAAGACUCGGGGGAGCUGUUGGUGGGAGGGAGGGACGCACCGGCGCGAGGGGAUGAAGCAGGGGAGGCAGUCGUUGUACUUGGACCAGAAGAGACCUCCUCUCUCUCGGCGACACGCCUCCUCGCUCCCCAACAGGGAGAUCUCCGGUGGGAGAGGUCAUCAAAGAUCAUUGUAGACGCUGAAAUUCUGUUGCGAUGUUAUCGUGGUCGUCAGACUUUGGUGAAGCACCGCGUCAUCUCUUCUCGGAGUUCUCCUCGAGCUCG